Carassius gibelio (silver crucian carp) is the source of this 3435-nucleotide messenger RNA. RefSeq names its product poly (ADP-ribose) polymerase family, member 3 (gene parp3). The transcript is spliced from 10 exons. Lineage: Eukaryota; Metazoa; Chordata; Actinopteri; Cypriniformes; Cyprinidae. Gene Ontology annotation, molecular function: NAD+ poly-ADP-ribosyltransferase activity. Gene Ontology annotation, cellular component: site of double-strand break. The record is from RefSeq and is a predicted model, not a curated record. The coding region runs from base 856 to 2496 and encodes 546 amino acids.
UCAGAAACGCGGAAGUCAGGCAGCGGACAGUGCCGAAGUGUCAGAGUGAAUCUGCAAACUUUGACUGCACAGUCACAGACGUUAGCAGGUAAGUAUGAUUCCAUAUGACUAAUAAUAAAAUCGCCAGUCAUUUUUAGCGGUCAUAUUACUCUUGGCUGCGUUUACAAAAAGCAUCGUAAUCUUAAGUACAUCGCAGACCCACAGAAACCUGCUUUUAUUCAGUCGAUGAUCGAAACCAAUGGAGCUACGAUCAACUUAGGCUUACAAUGCUUUUGGGAAACUCAGCCAUGUAGGCUAUACGUUGCUAAAGCUUAAGCUGCAGGUGUGCGUUAAGAACACUCAGUUUAGCUAACGUUAGGACAUAGCUCCUGACUCACCUCAAUUAUCAACACUUGCGAUUUAACAUUUAUAGCAUUAUAUCUUUACUCGUGAACAUGGAAAAUAAUGGAACAUUUUACUAAACAUCCCCGUGGUUUAAAUUUUACUAAACAUCCCCGUGGUUUAAAUAAACUCAUUUUCAAUGUUUCCAAGGUCUGAUAGGCUGCCAGGAAGAUCUACGUCACUUACAGUAAACUCCAGCAUGUCUGCACAUGUCUCAGCAGUACUGCGUGGAUUUAUUGUUAGCAGCUUAGCAAGCUUUUGAAAUUUGAUAUUAUAUCUUUUCAUCAAACUGGUUGUUGUUGAUUAUAAACAGAAAUAUUUUGAUUAUUUCAUUUUACAUUCCCAGUUGUAUAAUAGAAGUUAAUGCAUAACAAAAUAUUAUCAAAGGUGAAAUGUUUAGCUGUGAUAUUGCUAUGAAGAAUUAUUUAAGAUUUCCAUUUUUAAACUGUAAGUUCAGAUAUAUUUGAUUGGGAAAUGACACUAAACUUACCAAAUGUUAUAAUUAAUUAUGAAGAGAGAGGAAAGAGGAUGGCACCUAAGAGAAGGGCAACAUCAAGCACCAAAGCUGGAGGGAAGAAGGUGAAGGAGGAGCCUGAAGCUCCACCGAAGGACAAGUUCACCUCUGUCAAAGAGGCUCUGAAGGCAACAGUGCCCCAGGUGAAGGGCACGAGGAACCCAGACAGCUUCUGUCAUCUACCAAAUUCUGAGGUUCAUGAAGAUUACGACUGUAUGCUAAACCAAACCAACAUUGGAAACAACAACAACAAAUUCUAUGUAAUCCAAGUCUUAUUGUCUGGAGGAAAGUAUUAUUGUUGGACAAGAUGGGGCAGAGUGGGAGAGUCAGGCCAGAACAAUUUAGCCGGUCCAUCUACCGCUGAUGCAGCUAUUAAGAAUUUUGAAAAGAAAUUCAAAGAUAAGACCAAGAAUAACUGGAUCGAUCGUGAAAACUUUGUCUCGUAUUCUGGAAAAUAUACGUUGAUAGAGGUAGAUGGGGACCAGGAUGCAGAAGUGAAGGUGGACACUGUAGACGGUGGAGAUGUGAAGGUGAAAACGGAACAACAUGUUCUGCCUUGUACAUUGGAUGAGGCAACUCAAAGACUCAUCCGAUUUAUCUUCAACAAUGACAUGUUCAAAGAAGCCAUGACCAGCAUGAACCUGGAUAUUAAGAAGAUGCCCUUGGGGAAACUCAGCAAGCAGCAGAUAGCCAAAGGCUUUGAGGCUUUGGAGCAGAUUGAAGCUGCAAUAAAGAAUGGGGAACGGAACAAGUUAGAAGAACUCACCAACAAAUUCUUCACCAUAAUUCCUCAUAACUUUGGCCGCAACAGACCACCUAUCAUCUCUGAUGAUUCUAUCCUUCAGGGCAAGAAGGAGAUGCUUUUGGUUCUUGCAGACAUUGAGGUUGCCCAGAGUCUUAAAGCUGAAUCCGAGAAAGCCAAAGAAGAGAUGAAGGACACAGUGCCACAUCCAUUUGACCAAAAUUACCAGUCUCUUAAAUGCAAGCUAAGCCUAAUGGAUAAGAAGUCAAAGGAAUUCAAGAUUAUCGAGAAGUACUUGAAUGCCACGGGAAGAACAGGACUCACAUUGGUGGAUGUCUGGGAAGUCGACAGAGAUGCAGAGGCUGAGCGCUUCAGGGAAAAUGAUGCAUUGGAGAACAGGAAGCUGCUUUGGCAUGGAACAAACGUGGCAGUGGUCGCAGCCAUUCUGAAGAGCGGCCUUCGCAUUAUGCCCCAUUCUGGUGGACGUGUGGGCAGGGGAAUCUAUUUUGCCUCUGAAAACAUCAAAUCUGCUGGCUAUGUGUGUCCAUCCAACAACAUUGGCAUCAUGUUUCUAAAUGAAGUUGCUUUGGGAAAAGAGUACACCAUCACGGAGGAUGAUUGCAGCCUAAGGAAGGCUCCUGCUGGCUAUGACAGCGUAGUUGCACGUGGGAACCAAGAACCAGAUCCCUCAAAAGAUGUCUUCAUUGAGUUGGAUGGUAAAAAGGUGGCGGUUCCUCAGGGAAAAGCCAUAAAGCAACAGCAGUACCAAGACAGUUCCUUCUUCAACAGUGAGUACCUCAUCUAUAAGGAAAGCCAGUGUCGCAUCCGAUACCUCCUGGAAUUGAAGUUUGGUUAUUAGAGCUGAUUUGAUAACCUGGGACUGUAAACGGUUACAGUUAUGCAUAUAACCAUGUAUAAAUGUCACUUCUGCUACAUGGUUUCACUCUCACUUAUGAUGCGUUGAAUGUUCAGUUAUACAGGAAUCAGUUAUUUUAUAAUUAUUUUGUUAUUCUUAACAUUAUUUUGUUAAGCUGAAUGUUAAAUUGUGAGUUUGUAAUACAGUUCAGCAAUGUUAAUUUAUACAGUUCCUCUAUUUAAUGAGUCGGAAAGUCUGAUAAAAAAAAUCAUAACUAGAUUACACCUUUUUUAUGGACCGUAAACAUGGUAAAUAUAGCCUUACAGUAUGUUUGCUCAUUUUGCCUUCACUCCUUCUCUCCAAUUGAGGAUUAAAUGUCUUAUUAUCAUUACUCUUCUAAAGUUAUUCAUAUUAGAAACAUAACUGCAGUUUUCUAUACUGUCCACCUUUAAACAGUAAAAAAAAAAAAAAAGUUGAAUCAAUGUUCAAUUUGAUAAAAAUAACAAAGAUGAAAAAAAGGCCAAAAUGAAGAGGGAUUUAUUCCCCCAAAAUUAAAUACCCUUAUUUUAUUGAGAAUAAGAGUAUUUAACAAAAUGCUUCUGAUGCAUAAUUAAAGCCAAAUUAAUGUAUUGUUGUUCCUUAUUUAAGUUCUAUUUAGACUAAUUCAUACAGUUAUAUGCAUGCAAGCUGCUCAACCAUUGCUGACGAGUACGGAUUAUGUAGGAUAUAUAAUGCUAAUAUAGCACUUUAUAGACAUUUUUGUUUACUCCAAUGUUUCCUUUAUCAAACAUUUGUUUAAAGCUCUUUAUAAAAUUAUAUUGUCCAUAUAUCUAUUAUAUUUUUUUCUCUGACAUGUUAUGGUUCGCUUUAUGCUUGGAUUGUAAAUGUUAAUGUGGGUUAAUCUAAAUAUAAUAAAUAAUUAGUUGCACUGUGUUCUCCUCA